This is a messenger RNA of Penicillium coprophilum, 1914 nucleotides long. Its product is annotated as putative glucan 1,4-alpha-glucosidase. Gene Ontology annotation, biological process: polysaccharide catabolic process. Lineage: Eukaryota; Fungi; Ascomycota; Eurotiomycetes; Eurotiales; Aspergillaceae. The record is from RefSeq and is a predicted model, not a curated record. The coding region runs from base 1 to 1914 and encodes 637 amino acids. The transcript has 5 exons. Gene Ontology annotation, cellular component: fungal-type vacuole. Gene Ontology annotation, molecular function: glucan 1,4-alpha-glucosidase activity; starch binding.
AUGGCUCCUCGCUUUUGGACUGCGCUCUGGGCGCUUACUCUUGGCCAUGCUGCCAUCGCCGCCCCAAACAUAUUGUUGGCUCCUCGUGCGACAGGUAGUUUGGAUACCUGGCUGGCAUCUGAGACUACAGUGGCAAGACAGGGUAUCCUGGAUAACAUCGGAUCGGAUGGUGCCCAUGCUGCGAAUGCAAAGCCCGGCAUUGUAGUAGCCAGCCCGAGCACCUCCAACCCCAACUACUAUUAUACGUGGACUCGCGACUCAGCCUUGGUGUUCAAAACUUUGGUCGAUAUGUUCAAGAAGGGCGACAGCGCGUUGUUGACCGUGAUCGAAGAAUAUAUCAGUGCGCAGGCCUAUAUCCAGACAGUUUCAAACCCAUCUGGGAAUCUUUACAGCGGUGGAUUGGCAGAGCCCAAGUUUAACGCCGAUGAGACGGCUUUCACUGGCUCUUGGGGUCGCCCUCAGCGUGAUGGACCAGCCUUGAGAGCCACGGCGUUGAUUUCGUUCGGCCAAUGGCUUAUUGAUAAUGGGUACACCAACUAUGCGACCAACAUUGUCUGGCCCGUUGUGCGCAACGAUCUCUCCUAUGUUGCCCAGUACUGGAAUCAGACCGGAUUUGAUCUCUGGGAGGAAGUUUCUGGCUCAUCAUUCUUUACCAUCGCGGCGCAGCACCGCGCCUUGGUGGAGGGAAGCACGUUCGCGAAACAAGUCGGUUCGUCAUGCUCGUACUGUGACUCUCAGGCUCCGCAGGUCUUAUGCUUCCUACAGUCUUUCUGGACUGGAUCGUACAUCUUGGCCAAUUUCGGUGGUGGACGUUCUGGCAAAGACGCCAACACCCUGCUCGGUAGCAUUCAAACCUUCGAUCCGGAGGCAGGAUGUGAUGACACCACAUUCCAGCCUUGCUCGGCUAGAGCCCUCGCAAAUCAUAAAGCUGUGACUGAUUCGUUCCGCUCAAUCUACUCUAUCAACUCGGGUAUCGCUGCGGGUAAGGCUGUGGCCGUUGGUCGAUACGCAGAGGACUCAUAUUACAAUGGUAACCCUUGGUACCUCUGUACCUUGGCCGCUGCCGAGCAGCUGUAUGAUGCUAUCUACACAUGGAACCGUAUUGGAUCUUUGACAAUCACCUCUGUAUCUUUAAACUUCUUCAAGGAUCUCUACGGUUCUGCUGCAACCGGUACCUACUCCUCGUCCAGCGCUACAUACUCCGCGAUCGUGAGCGCUGUCAAGGCGUAUGCAGAUGGAUAUGUCAGCGUUGUGCAAAAAUAUGCCCCGUCCAGCGGCUCCUUAGCCGAGCAAUUCUCCAGGUCAAAUGGCUCGCCACUUUCAGCCAGCGACCUGACUUGGUCUUACGCAGCCUUACUUACCGCCAACGAGCGUCGAAACGCCAUAGUUCCUGCACCUUGGGGUGAGACCUCUGCCAGUAGUGUCCCUGGCCAGUGUCAAUAUACUUCGGCUAUUGGUACUUUCAGCAGUGCAACAAACACCGCCUGGCCUAACACCUUGACUAGUAAAUCAGGCGGUAUAACUACCACUGGAUCGGGUGGUGGUACUGCUACUACAACUAAGGCUACGACUACGACUACAACCUCAUGCACCACUCCGACCGCUGUUGCCGUGACAUUCAAUGUGAUCGCUACUACCGUAUACGGUCAGAAUAUCAAGCUUGCUGGAUCUAUCUCUCAGCUUGGCUCCUGGUCCCCAAGCAGUGCCAUUGCGCUAAGCGCUUCCUCAUACACUUCGAGCAACCACCUGUGGUUUGUAACUGUGACACUUCCAGCAGGUACUAGUUUUUCCUACAAGUAUAUCAAUGUGGGGAGUGAUGGUACUGUGAAGUGGGAGAGUGACCCCAACCUGUCGUACACUGUUCCUGCCCAGUGUGACACCAAUGCUGUCACAAUUAAUGAUAACUGGAGGUGA